Messenger RNA from Ahaetulla prasina, 2177 nucleotides. It is a transcript of the gene TMEM37, whose product is annotated as transmembrane protein 37. NCBI's taxonomy places the organism in Eukaryota, Metazoa, Chordata, Lepidosauria, Squamata, Colubridae. The coding region runs from base 60 to 1040 and encodes 326 amino acids. The transcript is spliced from 2 exons. The record is from RefSeq and is a predicted model, not a curated record. Gene Ontology annotation, molecular function: calcium channel activity; voltage-gated monoatomic ion channel activity. Gene Ontology annotation, cellular component: membrane.
AAAGAGAGAGAGAGAGCGCACCGCCUUCUUGGAAGAAGCUCGGGGCCCCCCGAAGGGGGAUGUCUUGCAUUAAGUAUCUACCCCCCCCCCCAAUUCGCAAGGUCGGCGCAGCAGACAGCGGCCCUUCCCGGCGCGCUUUGUUUCUCCGGAGCAUUCCCCGCGCGCCCCUGCUUCUGCCCGCCUCCUCCUCCUCCUCCUCCUCCCGGAGUCUUUGGGCUGCUGACUCAGCCGGAGGGAAAACUCAAAGGGCGCUCCGCCGCCCGGCUUGCCCGCCUCCCCGGGGAUGUCGCCCGGGGCCCCGCUCUCUUCGCAGCUCUUGCUCGAAGCCGCCUGGCUCUAAAAGCGACGCGCGGAGACUUUUCCCGCCAGCGCCGGGAACAAAGCGGAGCGAAGUUGCCCUCUGCUUUCCUCCUCCUCCUCCUUGUCCGCCGGGAACCCCAGUCACCAUGACAGCCAUAGCAGCGCAAACCCAGUGGCUACUUACUCGUAGAAGACCGAAGAAAUCAUUCUUUGAGACCUUUAUCAGGAGCUUAAUUAUCCUCUGUGUUGCAAUUGCCAUUGUUCUGCUGUCCAUUGCGGUAUGCGAUGGACAUUGGCUUUUUACAAAAGGAAAACUCUUUGGUCUGUGGCAUUUCUGUACCCUUGGAAGCAAUAGCACCUUGAAAUGCACCACUGAUCUCUCUUUGACCAAUAUCAGAGGGAUAAGCAUAGGAAUGACCUUUAUAAGAAGCACGGUGUCUUUUGCCAUUGUUGUUGCAAUCUUUGGCCUGGAACUUCUCAUGGUCUCUCAAGUCUGCGAAGAUAUCAACUCAAGGAGAAAAUGGUCCAUGGGCUCAGUCUUCAUUCUUGUCUCAUUUCUACUGUCAUCAGCUGGAAUGGUGAGCUUCUUAAUCCUCCUGAGAGACUACAUCACGAUCACAAGUUUUACGUUAACCUAUUGGUGUGAAUUUAUUGCAACGUUCCUUUUUUUCCUUAAUGGAAUCAGUGGACUUCACCUUAACAACCUAACUUUUCCAUGGAACAGAGUGAGAAAAAAUUAAACAUGAUGAACCAAAUAUCCCCGAGAAUAUAUUGCAGGUCAUUAACAUUUGAGAAAGACACCAAGGGGGUUGUUUUUGAGGGGAAUUGUUUAGUUUGAUUAUUAUUUUUUUGGUAGCAUAAGGUAAAAAGAUUUCCAACAGCUUGCCACUUUCCAGAGGAUGUCUCCAAAUUAAGUUGAUAAUGGAUGCUGAGUACUGGAAAUGGGAAAUUAUAACCUGUUGGGAUUUUAAAUAAUGCAUCUAACCAUAGUAAUGGAAUAGGAAAAAGUAACUUGCUUAAUUUAAAACUCAGUUCCUAAGCCUCAACAUCCUUAGUCCAGUUACAGUCAUUAUCUUUUAAGUGUCUCACUGAAAUGAAUAAGACAACCAAUCACAUUAUUUUUAUUUGAAUUGGGUGGGAACCAAAUUCCAUAGCCAAGUAGAAUAAGAUAUAUGCUGUGUGAAUGGGUUUUGUGCAUUUUCAUGAUUGUGUUCUUCAUAUCAGUAAUUUGUAUCACCAUAAAUAUUUGUACUAUGCAGGGCAUAGGGCAGUACCAACUAGAACUUCACUUUCUAAUAAACACAAAUAAUUUGCCUUUUCACAUUGUCAUAUGUAAGUCACGGUUAAAAUUUGUGCUUUUAUCAUAUAUUCUUUGGCAAAUACAUGAUUUAUAAACCAUGCCAGUACUGUGUGCAUUUUCUACCAAAGUAAGAUCUUUUACUGCUGAGAAGCUAUCCAACCAACAUCUUUUUAAAAGAGACCUGUGCUAUUACAAUUUAAUGAAUGACAGUGGAGUGUCGGACCCUUCCUGCGAGCUAGAAAUAAUUUUUCAUAGAGACAUCUCAACUCUGUGUAUUUCUAACCAUAGAGUUUGUAACACAAAAUGCCCAGUUAAAUUUACUUGCUGCUUUUCAAAAUUAUAGAAAAAUAAGUUUUUAUCCUUCUACAAAGUACAUUCUUUGCUGAGAAUAUUAGGAUCAGGCCAUUAUCAUAGAAAGCAUUUACUUGCACAUAUAUAGUGGUAAAAGUGGAAGGAGGCUCCUAUACUCCUUUCUGGACAUAUAGCCUAUAUGAUUUCAGUCCUAAGACACACCCUGUGGUAUGAAUGAAAUAAAUUGUAUAUCAGAUUUGGUGUAAGUUUAGAGCAUGAAUUCUCU